AUGUGUAAGUAAGGCAAUAUUAGGAUUGUUUUAGAUCUUUAAUCAGAUUUAUCGGUUAUUAUAUAGAGAACAUUAGAAUCCUUUUUUAGAAAUAAAGAAGAUUUAUUUGAAAUAGAAAUUAGUUUAGGUUAUGGAGAUGGAUACUUAGUAGAUAAAUCAAAUUUAUUAGAAAACUUUUAUGAUAAGAUCAGGAAUAAUUUAAAAUUUGCAAUGAAUCAUAUACAGAAUUAUUUUGGAUUAGAAAUGAUAUAAGUAUUUACUUUUCAAAAUUUUGAUUGUUUACUAAAUGUAGACGAUAUUCUAUUUUAGCUUAUAAAAGACCUUCAAUAUCUUAAACAGUUGACUGUUGGUUCAAAAAAAGAAUUAUCUUGUCUUAUAUUUAACUAGCUCAUUGACGCAAUCAACUAUAAAAGAGAAAAUUUAGAAAAGCUCUGUUUGUUGUUUGGUGUUAAAGAGGAUCAGACAGAUAUUAAAAUUAAUAGGAAAUUAGAUUACAUUAAACAUUUAUUCUUAAGCGAGCUGACAUCAUCAAUCUAAUUUAAUGCUUUUAAAUUAGCUUAAAGAAUAGAAGAAGUAAAAAUAUCAACUAGCUUAGAUUCUAGACUAUAAAUUUAAACAAUAGUUGAUGAAUUGCGGAUAACAAACAGCUCUCUGCAAAAAUUAUAUCUUGAUAUUGACUAAAAUAGGUAUUUAUAGAGCAAAAACUCUUUAAUAUCUAUUGAAAAAUUACAAAACUUAAGAACUUUAUAUUUAAAAGCAUUAAGCCUAAAAAAUGAAAAUCUUGAUAUCCAAAAACUAAAAAAAUUAGAAAAAUUAAGUCUAAUUUUAUCUGAUGCAAUUGAUUAUUUAUCAAGCCAUUCUAAUCUAAAUUAGCUUGUUGAAUUAGAAUUAGAUGUUAGAGUAUGUGAUGUGAGAAACAAAUAAUAUGAUAGGUUGCUUACAAAAAUUUUCCCAGAUAGCUCAUUAGUUGGAUGA
Messenger RNA from Tetrahymena thermophila SB210, 975 nucleotides. RefSeq lists its product as hypothetical. The record is from RefSeq and is a predicted model, not a curated record. Lineage: Eukaryota; Ciliophora; Oligohymenophorea; Hymenostomatida; Tetrahymenidae. The transcript is spliced from 2 exons.